AUAAGUUGAGUCCCCCCCAAGCCAAAACCCAACCUACUCCAUUCCCGCGUUGCAAAAAGUAACAGUCUUUCCUUCAUAACCCCCUUCUCCCUUCCUCUCUCUCUCUGACUCUGAGUGAAAAAAAAAAAACCCAGUACAAAUGACUAAGAAACUCUACUCGGCAGCAUCCUGCUACCUAAUCAUGUUGUUGCUGUUGCAGAAAACUAGUUGUUCCACCGGCAUCAGGCAAGACAAGUUAUUUGAACUUGGAUCAAAGUUACAAGAGCUGGCAUCGCCACCUUCUGUUCCUCUCCAUCUCGACUCCUUAGACUCAGUAACCAAAAAUAAUGGAAGAGUGUUCUACCCAAUUGCGUACGGGGCAGACCCCACUGGGGUGCAAGAGAGCAGUGACGCCAUUUCGCAAGCGCUGAAUGACGCUUUCCAGGUCCAAACCACUCCCCAAAUGCUGCCUGGCUUGAAGGACUUGGGUGGUGUCGUCAUUGAUUUGCUUGGCGGAAGCUACAAAAUCAGCAAUCCUAUAAGGUUUCCUGCUUCUGGGGGAGCCAAUAUUGUGGUGAAAGGAGGGUCGUUGCGGGCGUCAGACACAUUCCCUGGUGACCGGCAUCUCAUAGAAGUAUGGUCUCCGAAUUCUCAAACAUCAAUCCUUACCGGUUUCAACGAUACGAAAGAUGAGAAUGUAGGAAUCUACUACGAGGACGUCACAUUCCGGGACAUUCUUUUCGAUUCGAGCUUCCGAGGCGGAGGGAUCUUUGUAAUUGAUUCCGCCAGAAUCCGCAUAGAUAAUUGCUUCUUCCUUCACUUCUCAACCCAAGGAAUUCUAGUCCAAAAAGGUCACGAGACUUUCAUAUCCAGCUGUUUCCUAGGGCAGGUUUCCACUGUUGGUGGAGACAAAGGUGAGAGAGGCUUUUCGGGCACCGCCAUUCAACUUUCAAGUAACGAUAACGCGAUAACCGAUAUUGCCAUCUUCUCAGCAGCCAUUGGCAUUUUAUUGAUCGGCCAAGCUAAUAUUGUCACAGGGGUUCAUUGUUAUAACAAAGCAACAGCCUUUGGUGGGGUAGGAAUUUUAGUAAAAUCCACCGCUGAACUAACUAGAAUUGACAAUUGUUACUUAGAUUUCACAGCUAUAGUGAUGGAAGACCCUGUUCAAGUUCAUGUUACCAAUGGGCUUUUCUUAGGAGAUGCUAAUGUAGUGUUGAAGCCGCUUAAAGGACAAAUAUCAGGGCUGAAUAUAGUUAACAACAUGUUUAAUGGUAAUCCUGGAAAUAUGGUUCCAAACAUCCAAUUAGACGGGACGUUUAGUACAGUAAAUCAAGUGGUGAUCCAGCACAACAAUGUUAAUGGCAUGAGCCUGAAAUCAACGGUUGGGGAAAUGACGGUGGCUGGGAAUGGAACAAAGUGGGUUGCUGAUUUUUCAUCACUGUUAGUAUUUCCAGACCGGAUAAAUCAUUUCCAAUACUCAUUUCAUAUUCAAAAGGAGGUGUCUGCAGGAUUCCCUGUACAUGCAGUCACCAAUACGUCCAAUAAUAUUGUAGUCGUAGAGAGUGACAAAGCAGUCAAUGGGGUGGUUUCCGUGGCAGUUGAUCAGUUCAAUCGCAUCGGAGAGACUAGUAGUCUAAAGGUUUAGAUUGGAUGCUCCCAAGUUACAAUUAUUUGUUUAUUUGGGUAGGGUUAAUAUUUUAGAACCAAUAAGGAACAUUUCCCUAGAGUGCAAGAAUGAGAUUUUAUUCAUGUUCGAAAUCUUUGUUCAAGGUUCCAUCAGAUUCGGGAAUAAAGCUAUUUCAUUAUUCUAAUGUUAAAAA
This is a messenger RNA of Gossypium raimondii (Peruvian cotton), 1799 nucleotides long. RefSeq names its product polygalacturonase QRT3. Bases 140 to 1624 code for a protein of 494 amino acids. The record is from RefSeq and is a predicted model, not a curated record. Gene Ontology annotation, molecular function: polygalacturonase activity. The transcript has 3 exons. Lineage: Eukaryota; Viridiplantae; Streptophyta; Magnoliopsida; Malvales; Malvaceae.